UGAGAGGGUGACUGAUCUUUUGUUGAAGUCAGACAGACAAUUGGUAAACAUUUUUGUAGAGGAGGAGUGGUGUGUGUGUGUGUGUGCAUUUGGGAAAGAGAGAGCAUACUUGCAUCCUAAUCUAACACCAGCUGACAGGCUGCUCUGCAGUCACUGAUAUCAUGGGAAUUGCCUUUUUAGGAGACACCUGAUCGCAGCCUAACUCACAAAGAGCUUAUAAAAAGCAGCGGGUAUGCGGCGUGGGGAUUGGAGGAGAGAGGAGCAUUAGUGGAGAAUGUGAGAGGGCUGUAUGGAGAGACAAAAAAGCGAAAGGCAUUGUAAAGAACGUGUGUACUUCAGAGCGUAUUUCGUUGUUUUAAGUGCCUCUGCUUACUUGAAAUAUUAGAUAUCAUAUAGGACAACUAAUCAGAGUGGGCUAACAGAAGACUGUGGACCUUUCUCAGACUAGUGCGCGAGGUCACUGCCAACCCAGGAGCUGUGAGGCUGUUUGGGGCUGGAGAUGGACCCCUUCUUAGAGAGGUUCAGGGCUGGGAUGGCGCUAGGUGGAGCAGGAGACGCUCUAGGAUACUGGAAAGGACGCUGGGAAGGCUGCUCAUCUGGAGCAAAGGUUCAGGACGAGCUUGUGGUCAUCGGGGGUCUGGUGGCCCUGAAACUGGACCCUGAAAACUGGCCUCUUAGUGAUGGAGCCCUGAUGCUCAUUACCACUGCGGAGGCACUCGUCACAGAUUAUUGGUGCCUAGAGGACCUGUACCGUGAGCUGGUGAAGCAGUAUGUGGAGGCCAUGGUGUUGCUGCAGGGGCGGCCCCCAGACCCAAGCACCGUAGAGGGUUGUGUCAAUCUGAAACCUGACAACUUCCUCCUGGCCUGGCACACCCCCUUCAAUGACAAAGGCUCUGGUUCGGGUGCUGCCACGAAGGCCAUAUGCGUGGGUAUGCGGUACUGGCAGCCAGAAAGACUGGACAGCCUGGUUGAAGUGAGCAUAGAGACCGGUCGGAUGACCCACAACCAUCCCAUAGGCUUCCUGGGUGCUCUGUGUACAGCACUGUUUGCCUCCUACGCUCUACAGGGUAAGCCAGUGGCCAGCUGGGGUCGUGACCUUCUGAAGGUCAUUCCUAAAGCUGAGGAAUACUGCAGAAAAACCAUUCGUCACAUGGCAGAGUACCUGGAGAAAUGGUUUUACUUUGAGGCCAAGUGGCAGUUCUACCUGGAGGAAAGAGGGAUUACAGAAGAAGGACAAGAGAAGCCCAUCUUUCCUAAAGAAUAUGAUGCCAGCGAGACAGACAAGGUGUAUAAACACUGGAGCUCCGAAGGACGCCCAGGGAGGCGAGGGCAUGAUGCUCCCAUGAUCGCCUAUGAUGCUCUCCUGGCUGCAGGCUCUGACUGGACGGAGCUCUGCAAAAGAGCGAUGUUCCAUGGAGGAGAGGGCAGCGCAACUGGUCUAAUAGCAGGCUGUCUACAUGGGCUUUUGUAUGGACUGUCAAAAGUACCUGCUGGACUGUACCAGACACUGGACAAACGUGAGCAGCUGGAAGAACUAGGACAGAAGCUCUUCCAUGCAGCCGCUAAAGAGAAGUACACAGAGAAGUAGUGUUCUCUCCUCACAGCCACUGGAAGUACACAGAGAAGUAGUCUUCUCUUCUCACAGCCACUGGAAGUACACAGAGAAGUAGUGUUCUCUUCUCACAGCCACUGGAAGUACACAGAGAAGUAGUGCUCUCUCCUCACAGCCACUGGAAGUACACAGUACAGUGUUCCCUCACAUCUCCCACCUUGCACUCUAUUCUACGUUGCUCAAUCCCAUAAUCCCAUUUGUUUUGCUAGAUUUCUGUUUGCUUAGUUGUUCAGCACUCACUCCUGCCCUUUAAGAGACACCUUUCUGGUCAGUAUUGAGUUGUUCAGCACUCACUCCUGCCCUUUAAGAGACACCUUUCUGGUCAGUAUUGAGUUGUUCAGCACUCACUCCUGCCCUUUAAGAAACACCUUUCUGGUCAGUAUUGAGUUGUUAAGCACUCACUCCUGCCCUUUAAGAGACACCUUUAUGAUCAGUAUGGUACGUUGGGAGGCAGACAAAAUACUCAAACCUGCUUAGGUUUUAUUUUUCCUUUGAGAAGUUGGUUGUUGGUUGUUGAAUUUACACAUGGAGAUUCCACACAGUUACACCAUACUCUAGCAGAAGGGGCAGAACAGCAAAUACUGUAGGUAAAAGAAUGGGCCUAAUAGUUAACAAUAGAGAUAUUAGUAAAAAAAAUGGGCAUAAUAGGUAACAAUAGAGAUAGUAGUAAAGUAUAGGUUUUUGUGGCUGUUGAAAUGAACGGUCUUUACUGGCCUGUCUUGUUACAACCAUCUUUGAGUGUCUACUAAAUAUGUAACUGAUAUAUUUUCAUUAAAUUGUCCUCACAUCACCAGGAUGUCUUGAGAGUUAGGGGAUGAUUGAAUGCAUUAUUAUGUAUCAUCUUAACAAAAUACAAAAUCUCAAAGUAUUUACUUUGAUUCAUCAUUGGGUCAUGUAAGGAAUGCUGCAAAGUUUAGGCUGAAAAAAAAAAUCCACAUUUUGAAAAUCUGUUUGUUAUCCUCACAAGGAUACUUUUAUGAGUCUGUCCAAUGAUAAUGUUUUCACUACAGUGCUCACAUGCACUGAUCGUUUGAAACUUUGACUUCAGAGAUAAGUGAUGUGACAUUGCAUAAACACUUGUUCUUCAUAAUGUGGCUCACUUUUUAUGGUCUUGAUCACUUCAAUGUGUCUCCAUGUAGAUUAUAUACAGCUAACCUAAGGAAAUAUGUAAACCAUAUUUUGAACAUUUUCCCCCAUCAUGUUAAAUUAGUAAUGGUGGAACUGUUGUCUGUCAUGGUUGGGUAGGAUUGAUAUGGCCUGGCUCUUUGGGUAGGGGCAUGCUGGUGUGUGUACAGAGGUGCAAGAUUUCUGAAAGUGUGCAGCAAGACCACAUUACAGAGACUUAAGCAACAUUUACAUUUAAAUGUAUUCAUUUAGCAGAUGCUUUUAUCCAAAUUGAUAUAAUUGUACAAAUUGUAAUACAGUGGGAGAUAUACAUUUAUAUCAGGAUGGGUACCUCCAGUGGACAUCAUGUUACCUGUGGUUGCUUUUUGUGUGGGCUAGAUACACAACUAGCCAGCAAGAUCAAGGUACAGUCCGUGAUUCGAAUCCAAUACACUUUUUGUCAUAUUCAGUUCAUUGCUGCUCACAGUCCUCUAGCUGUCAGUUCUGUGUGUGCACCUCAAAAACACUCAGGUGUUUUACAUAGUCGAUGGUAACAGGGGAUAUAAACAGAGCAUUCAGACGAGGCAAAACGUCAGUUAUGCCAUUUCCCUAAAUGUGAUUGGCUUGUUAUAAUACAGGGCAGGACUUCCAGUAACAAAACCACUAAUUCAUUUCCCGUCAGUGAUUUGUCUCCUCCCUUACAACGUGUCUGGCUUAUACGAAAGCCAGGGUUGGCAAUUGUCUAGAGAAAGAAGAGACUUCUGUGUGGAGUCUGCAUGUGGCCGGUAAAAGAUAUCAGGAAGCAUUGGGCUUAGUAAGCUGCUUUGGAUGCUACAUGACUAAAUGUAAAUGUAAUACAUGCUCUGCUCAUUUUAACAGCAGAUCGAUGGGAGAGCUUUUUUCUGGGUGUGUGUGUCAUGCUUUUUCUCCACUUCUAUUAGGUAUGACUGCUUAUAAACAUACACCUAUACCAGUUCUUAAACAUUGUUCUUCAAAGUUUAUAAUGAGUGUUUGAAGUUUGGUGUAAUUGUUUGAGUUUUCAAAAUUUAAAUUGGUUGAAGAGUCUUUAAAGACUGACCCAUGCAUUGAAGAUACCAUCUAAAAACUGCUUCACUCUUUGGUGGGACAAGAACAAGAAGAUUCAAUAGGAUGUCCACGGCUGUCCAAAGAGAGAGAGAGAGGUGAGAUGGCAGGGAAUAGGAGCAGUAAGAGUUUUCAUAUUACCAGGAAGUAGUAGGAGUAAUAUCUUUACUAAUACUAUAUGGAACGUUGGCAAGAGGAGGAAGAUGUGCAGUGUUGUUUUGACUGAGAUCUGAGUUGUUGUUUUGACUGAGAUCUGAGUUGUUGUUUUGACUGAGAUCUGAGUUGUUGUUUUGACUGAGACCUGAGUUGUUGUUUUGACUGAGAUCUGAGUUGUUGUUUUGACUGAGAUCUGAGUUGUUGUUUUGACUGAGAUCUGAGUUGAUAUUUUGACUGAGAUCUGAGUUGUUGUUUUGACUGAGAUCUGAGUUGAUAUUUUGACUGAGAUCUGAGUUGAUAUUUUGACUGAGAUCUGAGUUGUUGUUUUGACUGAGAUGUGCAGUGUUGUUUUGACUGAGAUCUGAGUUGUUGUUUUGACUGAGAUCUGAGUUGAUAUUUUGACUGAGAUCUCUAAUACCCACAGAGUUCUCCUCCCUGGUUGCAUUUACUCCUGCUCCAAGCAUAUUCUCAUGUAUCAUGGCAGGGAUAGACAUUCAAGUCACUACAUCUCUCCUGGAGAACCUCAUAGCUCCUUGCUUAAAUCCCACUUCUUUCUGACCCCACCACUUUGGAUAAAUGCAUCUGCUAAAUAAACAACCACAAUUGAAAGUUAUCUAACACCACAAAAGUAAUAAGUAAAAAGUUCUAAUAUGUUCUUAUAUAUACAGCUAGUUAGAUUAGCAUAGUUAAAUUGGUCUGAAAUAGUUUACAUUGGCCCAUUGCAGUGCAGAUUUAUUUGUUUAUAUUACAGGUAUAACUUUUCAAGUAUGCUCGAUGCUUGUGCCUGGCAGGAUCAAAAGUUAUGCGUUACAAAAGUGUUCUACAGCAUGUGAUUGAUUGAUUUACUUUAGUUAAUAAAAAACAUUCAUAUGCUUCUA
Messenger RNA from Clupea harengus (Atlantic herring), 4833 nucleotides. RefSeq names its product ADP-ribosylhydrolase like 1 (gene adprhl1). Gene Ontology annotation, biological process: protein de-ADP-ribosylation. Lineage: Eukaryota; Metazoa; Chordata; Actinopteri; Clupeiformes; Clupeidae. The record is from RefSeq and is a predicted model, not a curated record. Gene Ontology annotation, molecular function: magnesium ion binding; ADP-ribosylarginine-[protein] hydrolase activity.